GCUUCGCCUGGCAGACGCAGGCAGUCCUUCUCUCCAGUUGCCCACCCAUCAAUCUGUCUCUCGGCUCUCAGUCUGACGUCUUUGACCGAAAAAAAAGCCGAGAUGUAGAGCACGGACAUGGAGACCGCAGCGGAGUGGGGCUUUCUGCUUCUACCCUCGGAGGCGACCCAAAAACUCAGCGGAGAAAAGGCGCCGGAGAUGCAAACAGCGGUUUUCAGCGGCUUUAUCAUCGCAGUGACGCUCUUCUUCCUCUGCAUCAACCAACACAGAUGCCCGGCUUGAGAAGUUACAGAGAAACCGCGGAUAAAUCCUCUAAGUCGCCCCCAUCCUCUUCAGUUUUCAGUAAGCGCUCUCAGCUGCAGGACUCUGCGCUGGUGAGCCCACUCCUCUGUGACCUCAGCAAGAAACUCCUCAUCAGCUCUAAGAAGCGGCAGAAGGAUAACCAGACAGAGGUAAUGGUGUUGUCUGCCUCAGCUUCCUGGUCUUCUUUAGAGCUGCGUGUACUCUAUGUGCAGGUCUGGACAACUAUGCAGGAAUCUUUCUCAUCUAAGAUCAAGACUUCUGACGAAUGAGUUGCCAAUGUAAGUCCCUUGGCUGAACUCAGGACUUAGCUGGAAUCACAUUGAAGGCAGUCUGUUCUCUCCACUUGGUUUGGAGGUCUUCUAGAGGGUUUUGCCUCCUUGCCAUCAUGAAGGGGUUGGGGACCAACCGUAACAGACAUCUGUCUGAGUCUUGUGAUCCCUCUCUUAAUCAUCCAGAGGUUCUCUACCACCAGAAGACCAGCACACUGCCACGCAGCCCUUACCUGCUUAGCCCCACAAUGGACCACUAUGGCACCAUGGACCCCCACCUUUAUCCUUCCGCCAAUCCAGGCUCCCUUCCAGCAGACUGCAUGCUGUCCCUUAACAAUCAGCUUUCCAAUAGCAGCACUUUUCCUAAUAUUCACUAUAAUUCCUACGACCAGUCCGAUUUCUCUCCUCCUGGGGACAGUAUUGGAGGGAUAGGCACAGGCACCAUGGGGACAUCUUUGUCAAUGGGGAUGGCAUCAGGUAUGGCCAUGUCAGGGCUGAGUGGAAGAACACCUAUGAUUACAAGUGGCUCUGCAACUAUAUCUCACCAUAUUACUAAGAAUCAAACGCCGCCCAGUCUGCUGGAUUUUGAGAAGCAGCUACCAGGAGGUCGUGACGGAUUCAGCACUUUGCAGUUUCAUCGAACGUCCGCUGCUGUUGCUGCCAAGCAGCGAACAGACAGCCCUGGUCGCAUUCGUUACAUGCUGCACUCAGUGCAGAAACUCUUUGCAAAGUCCCAGUCGCUGGAGAGCCACAACAUGAAGGGAAAUGUGAACGGAAGAUCUACUGGCAGCGGUGGAGGCACUUCUUCUGGCACUGAGGACGGAGGGAAGCAUAAUCGCAGAUCCAAAAGUAAAGAUCGUGUUACAAAGUCAGAGGCAACUGCUAAGAGACGGCCAAGAUCCAACAUGUCAGGGUACUGGAGCUCAGAUGAUUUGGACAGCAGUGAUUUGAGCAGCUACCAUAAUACUAUGACCAUGAUGACCCUGGGGCGUCCUAGUGGUCACGAAACCCUAAGUGGUCAGAGUAAAUACAUCCACAGUGGCUAUAACACAAUCAGUUCCUCUAAAAGCAGCAAUGACAUGAAAUAUCCUGCACUUCCUGGUCCAGGGGAUAUAGGAGGUGGUGGACUUAGUGGACCAGUAGGGAUGCUGAUAAAUGAUGCCGAGUAUGUGAAAGGAGGGUCUUGGUCCACACUGACGAUGGGCCAACCAAGACAGGUGCUUCAGAAGGGCUCAACUACUCUGGACAGGUCAAUGCUCAAGUCCAAGUCCUGCCAACAGGAGUUAACUUGUAACUAUCUGCAGGUUGCACGCAGGGGGGAUUGGAGUAGCUCAUUAGGUCGCAGUGCGGGUUUUAAUGAGAUCCCAUGUCGGCGGAUGCGCAGUGGUAGCUAUGUAAAGGCCAUGGGAGACAUGGAAGACAGUGACGACUCCGAAGGAAGCCCUAAACCCUCGCCCAAAAGUGCUGCUCGUCGUCAGAGCUACCUCAGGGCCACACAGCAGUCGCUAAGUGACCAGCUACCCCCACGCAACAGCAGAACCUUGGAUUUCACAUUGUUGCAGGGGGAGCUGGACGCCCUGUGGUCUCCACUCCACAGCAUGUCCUCUUUGCACCAGCUGGACAGGUCAAUGAGCAGCUGUCUUCCAUCGCUCAGAGAAAUUUCAAAUAAUCGCAGCCUGGACAAUCUGGACUGUAUUGGAGGACCAGGAGAUUUGGCACCAUGGGAGGAAGACAGCUUCAGCCAGGCCUGCAGCACCUUGGGCAGACGUAGUUGCAUGGGACAGUUGCGAGACCUGGAAAAAAGUCAUCAUUAUGGAGGCAGAAGUUCAGAGUCCACCUUCAGAGAUUCCCAUUCUCAAGACAUCUUGGAGCCUCCAGACAUGCCCAUGCCAACAUGCUUCCGAUCCCGCAGUCACAGCUACCUAAGAGCUAUCCAGGCUGGCUGUUCCCAAGAUGACGACACCGCUUCCAUAGACUCAGGCUGCUCUCCACCUCCAACUGACUCCUCUGUUCGUACAUACGGCACUAGCACUGACGACCUUUCUACACAAUGGAAGACAUGGAAAGAACAGUUUGCCUCUUACCUGAUAGCCACUGGCUUGGACAAAGCUCCAAAGGAGAAACAACUUGCAAUUUUUCUUCAGCGUUUUGGAACAGAUAGACCACGCAUCCUACCCACACACACAGUCUCUACAUGCAUUACAAGCUGUAAGAAGGUCGCUCCUCCACCAGUGCCUCCGCGCACAACCUCCAAGCCCUACAUAUCGGUGACAGUGCAAAGCAGCACAGAGUCGGCGCAGGACAACUACUUGGACCAGCAGGAUAGGAGGUCAGAGGUCAACAGCCAGUCAAGCCACGCUCACAGCAACUCCUCUGACAGCCUUGACAGCACCCGUGCCAACAGCCUGGCCCGGGGUAUUCCUCGUCCCCCGCACAUCAUCCCUAUUCCCGUUGCUACACCAAGGGAUCCAAUCAUCCCUAGCACCGCCAAUGCUUCCACCGAGACAAGUGACUCGGUAGUCCACAAUGAAACUCUGAAAUCAGGAUCUAGUAAAGGGAAUUUAGCAGCAGAGGAACCUUUUGUAGUCCAGGUACCAAGGCGGAAACUGUCUUCUAUUGGGAUACAGGUCGACUGCAUUCAGGAAGUUCCGAGAGAGGAGACCCCGCCUCUGGCCAAAUUUCAGUCAAUAGGAGUACAGGUGGAGGACGGGUGGCAACUCAGUCGCUCCAGCAGUAUGGCCUCAAAACAAGAAACAGACUCAGACACACAGGAUAUCUCUGCCAUAUCUCAUAUCAGUAUUGCCAAAAACUUUGAGAAAAAAAUCAUGGUCAACAGUGCCAGUCAGUCAAUGAGCUCCCCUCCUGGACAAUACUCUUUAGACAACGGAGAGCCAACUGGUGACUCCUCCCCACCACCUCCCAGGCAGAUCCUCAAUCGCUCCACCACACGGAGCAGCUCCUCAUCUUUUUCUGAAAGCCUGGAUCCAGCACUGGACCCCUCAUCUCUGCCACCCCCGGACCCCUGGCUUGAUAGCGGAAACGGUAACAACGGAGGCAUCUCCGAGAGUGGAGGAGGCGGUACGCUGUGCAGGAGAGACGGCCACUGGUUCCUGAAGCUGCUGCAUGCUGAGACUGCACGCAUGGAAGGUUGGUGCCAACAGAUGGAGCAGGAAACCAAAGACAACCAACUCUCAGAGGACGUGCUGGGGAAAGUUCGCAGUGCAGUUGGAAGUGCUCAGCUCCUAAUGUCCCAAAAGUUCCAGCAGUUCCGGGGACUUUGUGAACAAAACCUGAAUGUGACUGCCAACCCACGGCCCACAGCCCAGGACCUGGCUGGCUUCUGGGACCUGCUGCAGCUAUCUAUCGAAGACAUUAGCCUCAAGUUUGAUGAGCUCUACCAUCUCAAGUCCAAUGACUGGCAGCCCGUGCCGUCUACGGCCACCCAGUCGUCCCCUGAGCGGAAGAACGAGGACAAAGCAGCCCUUCCAGCAUCGAAGAAGCCAAGUAAGAUGCGACCAACGCUUGGCCGCGAAAAGAGCGCCGACUCUUUCUCAACUUCUUCAUCAGCCUCAGCAGAAAAGCAGAGACAAGAGGCUCGCAAACGCCUGCUGGCUGCCAAGAAGGCUGCAUCGUUUCGCCAGAACUCUGCCACGGAGAGCGCGGACAGCAUUGAAAUUUACGUCCCCGAGGCCCAAACUCGCCUCUGAGCGAAAGCGACAAGCAAGACGGAUCGCAGAACAGAUAAGUGUUGGACUGUGGAAACGAAAAAUGGAAAAAAAACAGGGAGGAUUUUGUUUCAAUGCUGAGUUAUGGAGAGUAACGACGGGUCUGUAGAGGAGCAAUGCCAGUGAAUGGGUGUUGUGAUAUUUUUAACAUAAUCAUAGGCUGGUCCUGGUUAAAUUGAUAAUGAAAUAUUUGUGAACCCAACAGACUAUAAAUGUAUGAAGCAGAAUAUUCCUCUCCUCAGGCUGUCAGGGAGGACCUCAGCUGAUCAACUUUAUCAUUUAAUUGUUACUUUUUCUUGAUAUAAAAAUUGUUAAUAAAGGUAUUAUUAUGACAACUAUAGGUUAAAACUCUUUAUGAAGACUGUUUUAAAAGUUCCUAUAUCUUUGCUAUAAGAUUUAUUAAGCAGACAGAAGAUAAGCACCAACGCUUCUGUCUCCCACUCUCUUUCUCUCUUCCCAGAUCACUGGCCAUUUGUAGCUUUGCACAGCACCUCCUUGUGGUCAUCACACAAGCUGCACACAUCCACCUAUAUAUGUCUUCCCUGUAUUUAGUUUUUCUUUAAUUGAUGGUUUGGGCUGGGUAAGAAUCAGUUUAGAUCAAGCUGUGCUGAAUGUUUUUGGUCUGAUGAAUCACAGAGACAGAUGUGAAGUUAUGUAGUUCCUACAGAUUUUUUUUUUUUUUUGUGUGUGUGUUUUUUUUUUUUGUGUCAGAAACAUCAGUUUCCUAAUGGUUUUAAAUGAAAGCACAUAUUAAACAAAGCCAGGCAUGUAGGUAUCAACUUUCAGGAUGGAUGUCCAUGUUUGUUUGUAGAAGGAAAAGUAGUUUCUGUUGCAUAUGUACAUUUAAGUGCUUUAAGUCAAAUAACUAAGCUUUGAAGGUAUGCAGAUGGACGAGCAUGCUGGUUGACAGCAGAGCAUGUUUGUUUUUUUGCGGUUUUCUACUACCAAAAUCCAAAAUGCAUCCAUCUUCACUUUGUCCAUCUUUCUUUCCUACUCUGCAAACAUAUAUGUCAUUUUUCUUUUAUCAUUUAUUCAGUGUUUGCUUUUUAUGUCUUUGAGGACUGUGAAAGCCAAAGAUAAGUUCACUGUUUUAAAUUCAGCUCAGAAGCUGGGGAACUCAACAGUUGACUGUGAAAACAGAUGGCAUUGGACUUUAGCCACAGCAACAUAUGUAGUGCAGAUUUAACAUUUGGAUAUAAGGCAGGAAGCUUCAACAGAACCGCCCAAUGUUGAGAACCAAAACACAGCCCUUUCUGACGCAGAGAGUUAAUGUAAUGGAAAAGAAUUGUUUCCGACCUCAGGAGGGCAACAGUGGCAACAUGUCGAACCAGCACUCAGUUAUCACCUGGAAUGAAAAAAAAAUCCACAGCGUUCUUCCUGACCUGUCAGCGGUGUUCCUUGGUGCUUAUGAUGCGGUUUGUUCACUGAUGUUUUCUGACAGACCUCUGAGGCCAGCUGCAUUUAUACUGAAAUUAAAUCACUCUCAGAAGGAUUUUAUUUACUGAUUGAGGCAUCAGUAUCAGAGUAACGUAAGAAAAUAUUUAAAAAAAUUAUUUUCCCUCCACUUUACAAUUAUGCACUACUUCCUGAGACCCCAAUACAAUAUGGUGCAUUUUGUCUCUGUAACCUGACAAAAUGGGAAAAAGUCAGUAGAAUAUGGCAUUUAUAUUUUGCCUAAAUUCACUUUGAAGCUUGACAACGUAUGAAGCAAAACAUCUCCAUUUCUCACUGUAAAUUCCUCUAGUGAGCCGUCUCUGCCCAGCCAUACAGUCGACGACGGCAUGUCUUAGAUCCGUCGUUGUUGUUGGAUGUCUUCCAAAUGUUAAUAAAGGACAAAACAAACUACUUUCCUGUCCCAAAUAGCUUGGUUAAAUGCUCGCACUGCAGCUCAUUUUCAUUUGUCUGCCGCAAAGCUUCUCUCUCAUAUACUGUGACCUAAUGUUGAGCCUCCUGCUUUGAAUUAGAAAAGCCCAACAAGCACCAGUCGUCAAAUGGUGUUAGUAAGAGCUUUCUCUUGAUGGCUGGCUUUUGUUUGUCUGUUGUGUUUGCCUGCUGUGGGUGACUAUCAGCAAGCAAUAUGGCUCAGGGGUGUCAAUAGCUAGUCCCCUGACUGCUGUCAAACCUCCCCCAUCCAUUUGACUGAAGAUUGGGCUGUCGUUAGCACCUGAAAGCCUUUUGUGUGAGUCAAAGGUGGCCAUUAGCUUCAUUUGAUUUUGGACUACCACAAAUAUAUAUUCCAAAAGUGUUGUUUUUUUUGUCAAAAUAAGCAUAUCUAGCUGUAUUUUAUCUGGGGAAACCAGUUAUUUAUACUCAACAGAUCUUAUUCACUCACUGCCAUAAAAGUUUCACUUUUUCUCUUCUGUUUUCCAUUUCACACACAUUUGCAGCCAUUUUCUUUUGCCCACCACCUUUGUAUAGAGUUGUCUGCCUUGAAUGCUGGUUAAACACAAUGUGGCAUUUAAAAACACACCAAAGAACAGAUGACAGGCAGAGGUUGCCAAUAGGUGUGUUUUUUCUGUCUUUUGGAUGCUUGUGAAAUACCAGAACACGGCAGAGGCUUCAAGAAACAAAGCAAACCUUAUCUUGUGCAUAUAAAGUAAUGCUUUUCUCCACACCUGGUGCCGAGACAGAGUUAGGCCUAUUUCCUGGGUAGUUAUCCAUUGGCCACAUAGUUGCUCUGUGGGGGUGGGGGUGGCUGUUGCUGUAAAGCCAGUGAUUUGGGGGUAAUAAUGAUCCUCUUCCAUUUGGGGUCGAUGCUUUCUACCAUUCAUUUCUUCCCCUUUUUUGUCUUGUCCUUUGUGACUCCUCUAGUUGUUCCUCCUACUGGUUAGUUCUAUGAUUUUGGGUGGAGGAGGACAUUUUUCAGUAUUUCACACAAAAAGAGUUUGCAUAGAACGAAAUAUAUUGUUCCUAGUUUUAUAAGUAUUUGGUUUUCCCCCCAAUUCUUGACUGCAUAUUUUAUUUCAUAAACUUGCUUCAUUUAUCUUUAUUACAUAUGGACAUGCCAAGAGCAAUAUCCUCUUUUAAUAUCAAUAAUUCAUCUUACAUUCUCUCUUCCCAUACAACCUCCUUCUGUUUUGCCGUGGUUUAAUUUAGCUCCAGAAGCUUUUUCAUAGACUGUACUUGUUGUUCGAAAUGAUUAAGUUCUGGAUUUCUUUUAAUAUAACAUCUGCGGUUAUAACACACGGAUGUUCCUGAACGACCGCUGUCUUUGGCAAUUAUCUGCUCUUGCCUAUAUGCAUGAGCAGCAACCUGUUUUUGUUAAUUUAAUUCAUUUUUGUUUCACAUUUCUUCUCCCCAAAAUGUGUCCUGUGUUUGUCAUUGGGUGCUGAAAAGUUGUCAAAUGUUUUAUCAUCCCUAAAACUUUGAUGCUCUCCAUAAGGAGCGUUGAAUCUGUAUAGAUCCAUUCUUUGUGUCAGAAGGAUCUACUUUACUUUUUGAUUCCUUACACUAAAAGCAUUUGUCAUAACAGGAAAAUGUAUUCACAUUUAAAGAUUGUUGCAUUUAGAUUAAGAGUUCUUUGGUUGUCUUUAAAAAUUUUGGCCACAUGAGGCAAAAUGCUUCAAAUCCUAGCAAAUUGUUUUCCUCAGCUGCAGCAAAAUAUUCUCCUUCACACACAUCUGAGAGUCUGUUAGCAAAAAAAAAACCCAAGUGAAACCUGAACAAGCGCUUUGUUCAUCUUGGCCGUGAAAUAAGGGAAGGGAUGAGGGACAGAGGCCAGGCUCAUUCCAGCAGAGAUAUGAUGUAGCAAAAAGUGUCUAAAAAUGAAUAUUUUAAUGAGGUAAGCACAUAUUUUAAUGACUAGAAUCUGUUCUUUAGAGUAUUAUAUAAGAUGUGUGUUAUCCAGCGGAGCGGAGCUGAAUGAAACAGGUUGUGCUGUGAGUGAGUAUGUGGGCCCGUUGUUUAAAGAGUUUUACCUUGAUUACUGUUCACUAAACUGUUAACAAUAAAGUAUGUGCAAUACAGAGUAAAUUGGGUUCUUUGCUAUGAAAAGGACACCAUCUUGCAUUUCUCCCCUUGUGCUUCUUACAGUUAUUGUCUGUAAAUAAGAAUUAAACCAGAUUAAAUAUUUCAUCUUUUACAAUGCUGUAAACCUGUUUAUACAGUUUCAAGGUGGUUCAUGUGUAUACUGCAGAGGCGCAAUGCUCAAUAAAGUGCACAAAAUACUUUCUCAAGCA
Molecule: messenger RNA, 8475 nt
Organism: Girardinichthys multiradiatus
Lineage: Eukaryota; Metazoa; Chordata; Actinopteri; Cyprinodontiformes; Goodeidae
Gene: dlgap4b
Product: discs, large (Drosophila) homolog-associated protein 4b
Exons: 16
Coding region: 689-4279 (1196 amino acids)
Biological process (GO): signaling
Cellular component (GO): glutamatergic synapse; postsynaptic specialization
Molecular function (GO): molecular adaptor activity
Source: RefSeq, a predicted model, not a curated record